UUCUACGCCUUUUUCUACCAACAUACUAACAGUAGAAGAAGACGUCCGUAGAAGAAGAACAUGCAAGAUGACGACUCUGCUUUAUGCGCUUGUAAAGGCAUCCGGCGGUGUUUAAAGUGUGAAAAUGUGAAGGGGAUAGGACAAUUGGAGGCAAAUGAAUCCAAAGUUGUGCAUCAUUUCCUGUACGAUCCUGAGACGAGGCUUGCUGUUCCCAGAGAUGCAGAGACUUCGUCCUUCCCUUUCCCCGGGGUCUUCCUGCGGGAGGACUUCAUCUCGGAGGAAGAAGAGGAGCAGCUGAUCAGGACGAUGGACGGAGACGUCUGGAACAACUCGCAGUCAGGACGCAGGAAACAGGAUUUUGGUCCCAAAGUGAACUUCAAGAAGCAGAAAGUGCGAGUCAGCAGUUUCUCUGGACUCCCUGCUGUGAGUCGGACUCUGGUGGUCCGGAUGCAGAAUGAGCCGACGUUGGCAGACUUCAGACCGGUGGAGCAGUGUAACCUGGACUACCAUCCCCAGCGCGGAUCCUCCAUCGAUCCCCACCUGGACGACGCCUGGCUGUGGGGGGAGCGGCUGGUCACCGUCAACAUGUUGUCAGACACAACGCUCACCAUGUCCCUGGAGGAGGGGCUUAAAGAGUCGGGGCUAACAGAGGAAGUCCAGGUCGCCGUGCAUCUUCCUCGAAGGUCUCUGGUCGUUUUGCUCGGCGAGGCGAGACACCGGUGGAAACACUCGAUCCGCCGGGAGGACGUUCAGGAACGCCGAGUCUGCAGCACCUUCAGAGAGCUGUCUGAGGACUUCCUGUCGGGGGGGAAACAUGCAGAGCUGGGGGCUCAGCUGCUGGACAUUUCACUGAGCUUCAGAGGGACACCAAUAUAGACUUAGCAGAAUCAGGAAACGCAUUAUUUAUUAUGUAAGAUCAGAUCAAUUCAAUUUAAAUUAAAUAGAAUUUAAAUAAAUAUUAAAAUAAUAAAAUGUGCACAUUGUACUACAAGAAAAGAAAUGUCUUUUAUUUUAUUCUAUUAAUACGAGUAAUUUGCAAUAGUAACCGGUACGUAGUUAUACCCAGAUUUCAUGAAAAUAUAUAUUGUUUUUAUGUAAUAUUUGGUCUUUAACUGUGUCUAUGAAUGCACCAAAUACACCAAGUCGAAUUCCUUGUAUGUGUUAACCUACUUGGCAACAAACCUGGCAAUAAAUUCUACUACAACACAUAACAUCAAUAAAUACAGUAUUACAAUUUAUCAGAAUUGAAAUACUGUAUGUAUCUCCUCGGUUGCUCCAGCUGUCUUAAGAGUUAAUUUUUUCUGCAGACCUAAAUCUGUCUUUUAAUCAAAAAUAAAAUAUUUUCUGACAAACA
Molecule: messenger RNA, 1354 nt
Organism: Eleginops maclovinus (Patagonian blennie)
Lineage: Eukaryota; Metazoa; Chordata; Actinopteri; Perciformes; Eleginopidae
Gene: alkbh4
Product: alkB homolog 4, lysine demthylase
Exons: 3
Coding region: 61-876 (271 amino acids)
Biological process (GO): protein demethylation; actomyosin structure organization
Cellular component (GO): contractile ring; midbody
Molecular function (GO): actin binding; oxidoreductase activity; demethylase activity
Source: RefSeq, a predicted model, not a curated record